CCGUGUCUGUGUGUCCUUCUGGUUCUCUCCUUUUAAUUAAGCUAAUAGGAACGUUUUAGGUCAUAGGUAAAAAUCAGGUUCACUCAGAUUGGUUUUCAUGGCUGUAAGUCUAAGAUAUUUUCCCAAUUUAUGAUUACCCCUUUCACAGGCCAACUGAGGGCCUCUGUAAUAUACAAUGUCCUCAGAUAUUCUGAAAUAUCUAAAAACAUGAUCAAACAUAGUUUCAGCAGUUUCAAAGGCUGAUGGUAGCUUAUUUAAUGGAAUGAAUCAAACCACUCAACAAAACCUGUCGAUUGUUGUCAUGAUGGUUGUCAUUCCUUGUGACUGUGGUAGGUCUGUCUAUGGCUAUAUGUGACCAAGGAUGGACAGAAACAGGUAAAGAAGCCAAUUUCCUGGCAGGUAGAGUCUUCAGAGUUUUACAUUUACCAUAUUCUCCCACCACUAUCAAGUGCUCAGUAAGUGUUGUGUACGUGUUUCUCUAGGGUGACCAGAGGUGAGAGUUGAAUAGGCCCAGGUAAUUAUUUGAUCCCUAAAUUCAACUGGGACAUAUUUCUUGUUUUGAGGACAUUGUGGGGGGCUAGGUGAAUAUUCUAGGGCUUGAUCUAUUCAUUGUCUACUUCCCACCUAACAGCGGCCACUAUGCACUCAGAGCCAUAAUGUUAGAAGGUGGAUCCUUUGUUUCUUUCUCAGUUUUGUUUUGAAACUUACGUGAUAUCCAUUUCAGUGUUGCAGGAACUGUCUAUAAAUAAUAGUAAAUUGAAAAUGGGAAACGAAUAAGGACCAUUGGGCUUGGUGGGGGUUCAGUUGUUUGGCACUAUGUAAAUAUUCAAGAUUUUUGUGGUCAAUCAGGACCAGGAAUAGAAACUUAGCACCCUCAAGCCAGUGUAAUUUGAUAGUGAAGUACUCUCUCUCCAAUACCAUAAUUCCAUUUAGCAGAAGUCAGCUUAUGAGAGUAAAAAGUGACCAGAUGUAGUUUAUUACAAUUACCUGAGAUUUGAGAAAGAAUGGUUCCUACUUCUACAUCAGAAGCUUCGACUUCAACAGAAAAUGGUUUUCUGGGUCAGGGUGAAGUAAAGGGAUGCCAAAUGUACACAUCUGUCAGUCUUUGAAAAGCAAGUUCAGCUUGAGGGAUCCAAACAAAAUUUUUGGGGCCUCCUUUAAGGAGUGAUGCAAGUGGGGCAGCUAAGGUACUAUCGUUUCUAAUGAAUCUUCUGUGGAAGUUGGCAAAUCCUAAAAAUUGCUGUUCUUUAAUGGUAGUGGGAACAGGCCAGUUUGUAACAGCUUUGACAGUCCUGUUAAAACUUUGUCUUUUCCGAAAUUCUGUAAAGCUGCUUUGUGACAAAAUCCGUUGUAAAAAGCAGUUUUCCACUCGUCAGCUUCCAUGGUAUGGAUAAGAUAAUAUGUGUUAAAUAGAGCUAGUUAAGUAAAGGUCUUGAUAUUGGUUGAUUAUUUCUGUUAUAUACCUCUCCCAAAUCAGCAGUUCUCACUAUCAGUGACAAAUCUGUUUAAUUUCCACUCCAGCAUGGAACAAGGCAGGGUUGUUGCAUUAUUUUGCACCAUCUCUGGUUACACUAUCAACUGGAGUAAGACCUUAUUUUUUCCCCUUACAGAGCACCUAAAUCCAGAAUUCAUUAAAAUAGUCUUGUAGUCUUCUUAGACAAACGUUGGCAGUAGAGCAGGUCAUACUGAUGAGCUCGGUGACUUUAAACAUGGCGCUGUCUUAGGAUGCCACGUCUGCCACAAGUCAGUUUGUGAAUUCUCUGUCCUGCUAGGUCUGCCCCAGUCAACUGUAAGUGCUCAGCAGGCUUACUGAGAGGCUUGUCCCAUAGCUCCCUGGGUUUCUAACAUGGGUAUUGCCAGUUUGAGCUGAUAAAAUAGUGAGUAUAGAAACAUGGUGAUGUACUUAAUGAAGUGGUUGGCUCCACCUUCCCGCACGGAUGUGAACAGUGAAGUCGGAGAAAUUGGAUCAGAGCAUAAAAGCAGUACUGAGCAAUAAGGCUUAUAAUCUGAAAGUAGCCUUAAAUACUGUACAGUCCUCUCUUCUGGCCCUCUUCAUUCACUUUUCUUUAGUGGUCCUGGAUUGUUCCUGUUGACCUUACUGUUCGUCGAGAUGGUGAACCCCAGAGAUGCACUUCAUUUCUUUGGUGCAGGUGUUGCAGGCUGCAGAAGAAACAGGAUGCGGGGGAUGUGCUAGUCUUGCUUCGUUCUUGAUAAGUGCAGGACCUCAGAGAGAAAUGCUUCAACUCCUGACUGGGUUCAUUCUGCAGCUGCUGUUUGGAACUUGUAGAUUAUGUCUUCUUCAGAGAGCUUCAGCUGACCUCAGAUCUGGCCCUCCUGGAGAAAACAUCACCCUGCACUGUGACAUCACCGCAGAUUAUGAGAUAUUGUGGUACCACCAGAGCUCAGAGGAGAUGAAGCUGAAGCUGUUGAUAAUUGCCAGAAAAAGCAAACUGGAUGGCUCUUUUUUCCUCAGCUAUAAUGUGAAUGGGAGUCACUAUGAUGGAACUAUAAACACCGGUUCAGUACAUUUAAUGAUUAUUGGUGUUGAUGAGUCUGAUUUGGGUCUCUAUUACUGUGGAGGUCGAAACAACACAAAGCCCAUUCAGUUUGGAAAAGCUGUCAGACUGACCUUUCCAGAUGGGUAUCUUCAGAGAAACGGCUCUUCAGUACAGUCAGAUUCUGAUCCUCCUCCAGAUCCUGUGCUCCACUGGAUCAUCAUUAUAGUCCUGACGUCUGUGUGUUUGGUCCAAAUGAGCGUCAUCUUCUUAUGUGCCUUCUGUCACCGAGUGAAAGGCGAGCGCUGCAGUGACCUGCCCUCCACUGAGAAGGAAGUCCUGCAGUCUGGUCCUCACCACACAGCAGUGACCACAGGAGCUUCUGAAGGAGCCACAGAAUCUGCUCUGGACAUCAUGACCCAAACAUACCCACAGUGCACCAGUGGACCUUUCACCACUGUGAUUUUUACAAACACAAAUAAAAAGAAUAAACUGAGAUUUGAAUGAAAUAUGACAAUAAAUCUGAAAAUAUGCA
Molecule: messenger RNA, 3030 nt
Organism: Pygocentrus nattereri (red-bellied piranha)
Lineage: Eukaryota; Metazoa; Chordata; Actinopteri; Characiformes; Serrasalmidae
Exons: 6
Coding region: 2127-3002 (291 amino acids)
Source: RefSeq, a predicted model, not a curated record